Messenger RNA from Saccoglossus kowalevskii, 1740 nucleotides. Its product is annotated as stromelysin-3-like. Gene Ontology annotation, molecular function: metalloendopeptidase activity; zinc ion binding. NCBI's taxonomy places the organism in Eukaryota, Metazoa, Hemichordata, Enteropneusta, Harrimaniidae. Gene Ontology annotation, cellular component: extracellular matrix. The record is from RefSeq and is a predicted model, not a curated record. Gene Ontology annotation, biological process: proteolysis; collagen catabolic process; extracellular matrix organization.
AUGUCAUCAUCACCACGCACUUAUAUACUAACGUUGUGUUGGUUGCAGUUAUUUGUAGCAUUCUUCGUAAUUUGCUUCACCCACAAUGUUUCAUCUGCACCACAGUCCCUCUAUGAUAGAUGGACUGCGUCUGUACCAAGUAAUAAUGUCUCAAGAACCUUGUCGCCGACACCCCAGCCGUUAAGAGACGUAACAGGAGCAAUGGAAUUCUUGUAUCACUAUGGUUACAUGGAUAUACACCAUAAUGCUAUAGUAACAGAGGACACAUUUACAGACGCCGUCUCACGAUUUCAAGCAUUCGUUGGAUUAGAAAUUACAGGGAAAGCGGACGAGGCUACCCUUGCUAUGAUGAAUGCUCCACGGUGUGAUGUGGCCGAUAUCGACUCAAGUGAUGGUCGCAAGAAAAGAUACAUGGCGGUUGCCAAAUGGCAAAAGAAUAAGUUAACCUACAAAAUAACUAAAUACACUGGAAGUCCUUUCUUAUCCCAAUCAGAUGUCGACAGGGAAAUUGAAAAAGCAUUUAAGUUAUGGUCUGACGUCACACCCCUGAGAUUUGAACAAGUACCAGCCUAUAUGGCCGCGGACAUCGACAUAUCAUUUCCAGAGCCGUAUAUCCCUCAUGCCGACGGUUUUCGGUAUUCCAUAUUUGACGGUCCUGGGAAGACACUUGCACACGCAUUCUAUCCUUAUACGUACGGUGACGUGAAGGGGGAUGCCCAUUUUGACGACGGUGAACAAUGGACAGCGAAUUCCUACACAGGUAUUAAUCUAUGGUUGGUGGCUGCUCAUGAAUUCGGUCACAGUCUCGGUCUGGGUCAUACCAACGUAAAUGGCGCCCUCAUGUUUCCUUACCACCAGGGUUAUAAUCCAAACUUUCAACUUCACGAUGAUGACGUUGCUGGCAUCCAGUUCUUGUACGGUGCUCAAAUACCGGAAGCAACAACACUGGAGCCAAUAGUGAAGCCUAAUCCGAACCCGAAUCCCAAUCCCAAUCCAGAGUGUCCGACUACUGUUGACGCCAUUACCCAAACAAAAGAUGGAAACACAUAUGCAUUUCAAGGUAAUUAUUUUUGGCAAAUUGAAGAGCAUAGAGUGGUUUCUGGUUACCCAAAGCGUACAAGCGAUUACUGGUCUGGUUUAGUUGGUGACUUUGACGCAAUAUUCACGGCAUCCAGUUGGUGGUUGGUGGGUUUGGAAUUCAAUGGGAGACAGUUAGCAGGAAAGACUUGGUUCUUUAAGGGUAAUCUUGUGUGGCGUUUUGAGAACAUGAUAAUGGACAAUGGCUACCCUAAAUAUAUAUCACAAGAGUUCACUAAUUUACCAAGUAAUAUUGAUGCAGCCUUCGAAUACUAUGGCAACGGGCAAACGUACUUUUUCAAAGGUGGGUUCUUUUAUAUGAUUAACUGGAGAAUGGAAGUGGUUGGUCCAUUCUACAUGGAUAAUUGGCAGGGGAUUCCCUCCGACAUUAAUUCCGCAUUCCAAGACAACGAUCAGUACGUUUAUUUUUUCAAAGAUAACCUGUACUACAAAUUUGAGCACGACACAUUCUCUACCUUAGCAGGAUAUCCUCGUUCGACUUCUGCUGACUGGUUUCAAUGCAACGCCUUGAACGAGGCUGAUCAGAGUGACGACAUAAAGCAAGUCGAUGACAUCAUUGAUGUGAUACAAAGUGAUGGCUACGUCACUUUCCCCUGCUUGUUUACAAUUAUUCUAACCAUUCUGGUGCAGUAUAUCAAAUAA